Penicillium brasilianum is the source of this 2990-nucleotide messenger RNA. The record is from the annotation of a GenBank genome assembly. Lineage: Eukaryota; Fungi; Ascomycota; Eurotiomycetes; Eurotiales; Aspergillaceae.
CUUUGAGUGUGACUCAGGCUGUUGAACUAACCGGCGCCGAAAAGGCUUAUCAAUCAGGCAUCCACCACUUCGGGCCUUGGCAUUUAUGCCGAAAGAGAAAGUCCAACCUUCACCCUCUUCAACACAAUUCUAGACAAUUUCUGUCUUCAAAUGCUGUCGUUGAGUCGUUGAUAUUCUUCAAAUUUGCAUCGCUACGCAAGACCGACCGCGAGACUCCCAAAAAGGACAUUACUGCGAGAUUGCGUCAGCAAGGCUGUACGCGAUUCGAGAAGCAACGUAUACGCACACAUCUACGAAAGAUAUGCAUCUUCGCUUCUCAUGAGACGAGGCUCUCUUUUCAAACACGAAAAUUACCACAAUGGACGAUUAUCAAGAUUCCAUGCCUCAAGAUGAGGCCACCGACUCGGGCAGGGUCAUUCAGAGGCGGCGUCGACCCCCACUAUCCUGUACCGAAUGUCGACGACGCAAGCUAAAGUGCGAUCGAUCCCUUCCAUGCGGACAAUGUAUCCGAUCAAAGACGGCAGACUCCUGCGUCUUUGUUGGUCCUCAGCCGGGAGAGGCAUCGGGCAUUUCACAACGCACGUCGCCCCCCAUUUCCCGCAUGCGACUACCCAGCGGUUCGGACGAGCAAUCAGGGAGCACGGGUGGCAUGUUUGUUUUUGACUCAAAAAUGGGUCCCAAGGCUACUUCAAAUCGUGUCUCUAAGCGAGGACGUCAAGAUGAGCUUCAUGAGCUUCGCCAGCGAUUGCGCACGUUGGAGCAUGCAUUGGCAAACCCUGGCGCUACCCUUCAAACCCCCGAGACGUCCAUUUACGAUAGCUUCUCCGAGGUUACUACUUCUCAGAAUAGCGUCGAGAGCGCUGGAGUUGAUGAUCGUGUAAGGUUCUUGCCCGACUGCAGCUUCCGAGGCAAAAAGGGCAAGACGAGAUACUUCGGUCGCAGCCACUACAGCACAACCAUAUCAUUUUUUCAAGAUAUUGGCACAUUCAUGCGACGCCGACACAAGAAUGCCAAGGACAAAGAGUAUAGCGACAUGAAGAAGUUCAAGUGUGAGAUGUGGUCACGUCAAAGUCAUGAUCACCAAAGAGCUUUUCGAGAGCAGGCUUUCAAGCUCGAUGAGAUGGUGCCAUCGCGAAUCGUUGCCGACCGGCUGCUUCAACUGUAUCUGGACACAUUUGAGACCACUUAUCGAAUUCUGCAUAUCCCGACUUUCCUGAAACAAUAUUCCGACCACUGGGCUAAUCCCCAAAACCCAGACAUGGCCUUUGUUGCACAGCUACUGGCAGUCAUGGCGGCGGGAAGCCGUUUCUACUCGCAAUCCUCGGAACGCGAUGAGCGGGACACUUAUCAGAAGCCGGCAAUGAAGUGGAUCAUGGCUGUCCAGUCCUACAUUUCUUGCACCUUUGUCAGUCCUGAUAUCAAUCUCAAGAUGAUCCAAACACAGGCCCUUCUCCUUGUUGCUCGGCUUGCGGUUGCUAGUGAUGGUGACGUUGCCUGGGCUUCAUCAGGCUCUCUUAUUCGUUCCGCGAUGACCAUGGGACUGCACCGUGACCCAACCCGCUUCCGUAAGGCGACUACGCCAUUCUGGUCAGAGCUUCGACGUCGGCUGUGGACAACGAUUGUGGAGAUCGAUCUGAAGAUUUCUCUCGAUCGUGGCGUUCCCCCAUCAAUAGAUUUGGAUGAGUGCGAUUGCGACGCUCCAUCCAACUGGGAUGACUCCGAACUCUACGAGUCCAUGGAGAAUAAUCCAGCCCCCUUGGGUACCGCAAGAUACACGCGCAACUUCUACCAGUGCCUGCUUUCGAAGACAUUGGAACUUCGAUACCGGGUUGCGAAGAAGAUCAAUACCUUACGGUUCACUUUAUCCUACGACGAGACUCUCCGGAUGAGCGAGGAUCUAUGUCGGUCAAUCAAAACAGCGUCCGAUCUAUUCGAAGACAAUUUAUCUGGAAUCAAUCCUUCCGAUGCUGCCCGCCACCGAUUCGCCCAGUCUCUACACCUGUUCAUAAUGCGCAAGUUCCUCCUUGCUCUCCACCGACCUUUUUGUUUGAGCGUUGUGCGACUACCGAAAUGCUCUUACUCUCGAAAGGUUUGCCUUGAGAAAUCGCUAGAGAUCUUAUCACAAAUGGAGCUUCCUACCCCUUCUGACCCAAUUCUUUACCCCCACAUCACACAACUAGGAGGUGGUAUGUUGUGCGACGAAACCUUCCACGCGGCUAUCACGGUUUGUGUGGAGCUAUCUCUCCAAGCUCAAGAAAUGAGUCAAACAUCCGGCGCAGCAAUGGAAGGAAUGAACACGAGCGUGCUACUCAGCAUGGUUCAAUCACAGCAAAAUGUGAUGCUACAAGCAGUCGAGCGCAGCCUGGACGACUUUGGACGAAGGGUCGGGUGUGGCACUGGAACAGGUACCAAGCCAUACUUCUUCUUGAGUCUGAUUCUGGCAUCCGUCAAGUCUCGCAUUAAGGGAGAAGAUCCCUCCUGUAUGAUCGAUGCAGCAUCAAAACGAGCUGUUCGGGUUGGCCGAGGCAUCGUGAGCGGCCUCUCAUAUGAUGAGGCGCUGGCGAGUGCGGACCGACCGCCUCCACAGCCUGCUAUCUCUCUGGAUGGUCCAAUCGAGACUACUCCUCUCUCUGUAUCUUCUAUUGAUUUUGAUUUGCCUUCUUUAAUGUCUGCGGACUUUGGCGAUUUUGCACCGCUUGACUUGGGGGGCUGGUUUGACGGUUUGGAUAAUGGCGGCGCGGAGCUCUGGGACAACAACCUUUUUACGGACUUGCCACAAAUUUAAUGAGGAUAUGCUACCGGGUUUUGAGGAAGUGCGGGGAUGGAGGAAGAAGCAUCUGUAUUAUAACAUGCAAUAUGACAGAAUUCCACUAUAUGGAGACUGGCCUGUAAACAGCCACCGUUUGAUUUAGCCACCUAUAUACAUAUCAGUGGUUGUGAAUGUUUGAAAAGCAUGUUCAUCAAAUUAUCGAUAUAGAGUGGAGCCUGGG